AGAGAGACACGAGGGAGAGCUGAGUUUAGAUGUGGAAGCUGGCGCUGAGGCGGCCCCGCCGACAGGAGAAGUGGUGGGAAUGGAUGAAGAAGAAACACCAGAGGACGAGGGGGCAGAAGAAACACCUGCGGAAGGGGGGGGACAGAAAACACCUCAGGAAGAGGGAGGAGAGGUUAGGCUUCCCAGCGAGGAGGAUGGAUCGGAGUCACAGCGUCCUAUUGACAUUGGGAGGAAGGGUCACAGGACAGCGGAGGAAGCGAUGAUUCGCUCGACGGCAUGGACAACAUCGGGAUCAACCUCGACGGAGACUUUUUGGUGGACGACGACGACGCGUAGCUCAUCUGAACGGUGGAGUCCACGUCAUGACCCAGGGAGGCCUACCUUAACGGGGUGCAGCAGCGUUCGGCUGUUCUACUCGUACGAGUUUGCUCACUACCACGAAUUGUUUCGGCCGUGUACGCCUGCACCGUCACACAAACCAUGUGCGCCAUGUGUUUGCUUUUUUUCCCGAUAGUAUGUGGUACAGCCUAGGUCAACACUUUGGAGUGUGGUGUGUGUGUGUGUGUUUCGUUGUUGGGUUGAGGGACUAGGUUAUGAACAGGAGUGUGUUUUUUCCUAAGAUUAAUUUCUCUCCCCCGACGCAAUUUGUAUCUCGUUCCAAUGUCCCUGUCACAGCUGAACGGUGGAGUCCACGUCAUGACCCAGGGAGGCCUACCUUAACGGGGUGCAGCCGCGU
Messenger RNA from Ectocarpus sp. CCAP 1310/34, 736 nucleotides. Lineage: Eukaryota; Phaeophyceae; Ectocarpales; Ectocarpaceae. The record is from the annotation of a GenBank genome assembly.